AUGGCCGAAGUGUACAGUAGCAGUAGUAUCCCCAACGGGAUAAAAGACAUUCUUACCUCUCUACACGAGGAGCAUGUUAAUUUUCAAAAAUAUUUAUCAAUCCUAAAAGAUUAUUUAGAUGUUGAUCCUAUUAAUAACACAAACAAGUUAGUAAGGUAUAUUACAAACAAUUUGAACAUAAGUGAAAUUCAAAAUAAUAUAGGUCAUUAUAUCGCAGAUAUAAUAGUGUACAUUCAAGAUAUUAAUAAAUUAGAUAAAGAAAAUUACAGUGAAGAUCUAGAUGAAGAGCAUAUGGAAAGAAGUAGGAAGGAAAAGGGGGGGAAUAAAAAAGUGCACGAAAAAGGGGAGAAAAAAGAGGACAAAGAAAAGGACAAAAACGAGGACAAAAAGGAGGAUAAGAAAGAAGAGGCGGAGGAAAACCCCGCUUUCAUGUUUUCUGAAUAUAGGAUAAAUAUAAAAGAUGAAAAUUUGAAAAAAUAUAUGGCAAAAGAUUAUAGAAAGGAAAUAAUAAAGAAUUGCACAAAAAAUGUAAACUAUUUAAAGUUAAUGUAUAUAAUUAGUACAAACAUUUUUCCAAAAAAUGGAUAUGUAUUAUUUAUUAACAUAUUUCAUAAGCGCGAAAUAAACUAUCAGUACAAGUUAUUAUCUCUAGAAUACUUUGCCAAUGUAGCAAAUAAAAUUACCCUAGAAAGAGCAAAAUAUAUAGCUCAAAUACUACCCCUUGUUUUAGAAAAUUUUUAUAAUAUUGAUGGAGAACCUUAUUAUAAUGAUAAUAUAAAUAAUGUAGAUAUACUAAUAUGUAUGUGUAAAUUCGUUAAUGUGUUAUGCGAUGAAUCCAUUAAAGCUCAAGAAGAUGACAAGCAAGACGUUGCAUUAUAUUCUAUAGUCGCUUUUAUUAUGAGAAUUAUAAGUUAUCAUAAUACAGAUUUAUCAUUAAAUAGAAAUGUGGAAAAAUUAUUUAAAUAUAUAAAUUAUAACAAUAUAAAUUAUGAAGAAUGUAUAAAAAUAUAUUUCAAAUUAUCAAAAAAUCUGUAUAAAUCUAAAAAAGAAAUUGUGGUUAGGGAUUGCUUGUCAUCAUUAACUUGGAGACUAAGUAUAAUAAAUCCAAACUUACAUAGAAUUUUAGAGAGGGUAAAUAUUUUAAUUCCCAACACAAAAGCAUGUGCAUUAGAAAAUUCUACCUUAGAAAUAUCUAUCCUAUGCUAUUUAAUCCUAAUAGAAAGAAUAAAUAAAUGUUGUUUUCCUCUUGUCUUUUCAGAAUUAUAUUUAUUUAAUUUAAUGAUCAGAAAUAGUUAUAAUCUAAUUCUAUGUGCACCUAAAGCAAGAGAAAAGAUUAGAAACAAUUUAGUUAUCAAAGCAUAUCAUUUUAUAUGCAUUUGUUCAGUUCUGUCUAAAGUUAUUAAAAAAAAUAAUAAUGAGUAUUAUAGUAAUAUUUAUAAGUUUAAAUGGAGACCUUAUGAUUUUCUUAAAAAAUUAUAUGAAACACUAUAUACUUAUAGAGACUUGAAGGUAUAUUCAAAAAUAAUAUAUAACUGUAUAAGUAAUAUUAUGAGAAAUUUCCAAUGGGAUAUAUUUUAUUCCCUCUAUAAUAAAUUAAUAAUUGAAUGUACUACUGAUCAUGUUAGGAGUAUAAUUUCCUCCUUUGUAAAAGAUGAAUUGUAUAAACAAAUGCUAAGUGUCGUUAAAAAUUGUGAACUCAUUAAAGAAAACUUACAAAAAAGAGAAUGCACUUCUACAUUAUUAAUUAGUAACAAUGAUUCUUACAAAAGUAAUGCAGUUAUGUCAAUGGAACAGGAACAGGAUGAAGAAGAUGAAGAAGAUAAAAAAAAAAGAAAAAAGAAACAAAAAGAAAAUGGAAUAGAAGACACAGGAAAUUUUGAUAAUAAGAUUGAAAUAAAUAAAUUAGGAUAUCAAAUAAGGAAAAUUAUUUAUAUAUUAAUAGGUGAAGAAUCUGUUCUUUUAUAUAUUGAUUCAAUUACUGUUGUGCUAAAUGUAAUAAAAAUGAUUUUAUUAAAUAAAAAAUUUCGGCCCUUUUAUAAAUAUAUUUUAAAUUUUGAUCAAACGUCUACAUGUUUUUUACAAAAUAAAAUAAAAUAUUUUCAUGAUCAAAUUAAAAUAGAAAAAUCUGUUUUAUCAAGCGAAAAACGUAGUUAUAAUUCCUUAACCUCAAAAGCAAAUAAUAUACUAGAAAAGAAUAUCACCAUGAACAACAUUAUGAGUGAUAUUGAUAUGAACAAAUUGGAAAUUAUUGUUAUGUUAUUAUCAGAUAUUGAAAAACUCAUUGAGAAAAUUAAAAUGAAUGCAAAGAAUUAG
Messenger RNA from Plasmodium malariae, 2313 nucleotides. Its product is annotated as conserved Plasmodium protein, unknown function. The coding region runs from base 1 to 2313 and encodes 770 amino acids. The record is from RefSeq and is a predicted model, not a curated record. The transcript has a single exon. Lineage: Eukaryota; Apicomplexa; Aconoidasida; Haemosporida; Plasmodiidae.